UCAGUCUAAUAUGGAAAGAGAGACCAUGGAUGUCAGCUUGGAGAACUACACCGGUUACCUAUCUGAUGAUUGCUUGCUUUCUAUAUUUAACAGGCUUGAAAGUGAGUUGGACAGGAUUGCUUUUGGUUUAACUUGCAGGAAUUGGCUGAAGGUUCGAAACAUUGGUCGGAAAUCAUUAACAUUCCAUUGUUCUUUUAACCCUAAAAUAGAUAAGGAGCAUGCCAAGUGCAUCCCAAAGUUAUUGGCUCGCUCACCUUGUCUUAGCAGGAUAUCCCUUGCUGGGCUCACAGAGCUACCUGACUCUGCUUUGAAUGCUCUGAAAAUGUCUGGGUCAUCUAUGCGAUCCCUUUCAUUGUAUUGCUGUUCUGGUAUAACAGAUGAUGGUCUAGCACAGGUGGCGGUUGGAUGCCCUAAUUUGGUGGUUGUUGAACUUCAAAGCUGCUUUAAUAUUACAGAUGAUGGUUUGGAAAGUCUUUCAAAGGGCUGCCAUGCUUUGAAGAGUCUAAACCUUGGUUCUUGCACAGGCAUUACAGACCGAGGGGUUUCUGCAAUCUUUAGCAAUUGCUUAAACAUCUGCACACUAAUCAUUACUGGUUGCAGACGUCUGUCUGGUGUUGGAUUCAGAGGUUGUCCAUGUACACUUCAUUAUCUUGAAGCCGAAUCUUGCAUGCUUUCUCCAGAUGGUUUGUUGGACGUAGUUAGUGGUGGUGGACUUGAAUAUCUAAACUUGCACAAGUUAGGAAGCUCAACUGGGCUGGAUGGCCUAGGUGGCCUUGCUUUUGCUAGAAGUCUCCGCAUUCUGAACCUCAGGAUGUGUCGCUACCUCACAGAUGAUUCUGUGAUGACAAUAGCAAGUGGGUGCCCAUUUCUUGAGGAGUGGAACCUUGCUGUCUGCCAUGGGGUCCAUUUACCUGGUUGGUCUGCAAUCAGGUUGUAUUGCAACAAGCUGAGAGUUCUGCAUGUGAACCGCUGCCGAAACAUAUGUGACCAGAGUUUGGUGGCCCUUGGCAAUGGUUGUCCCCACCUUGAAGUUCUGCAUAUAAAUAGCUGUGUCAAGAUUACCAAUAAUGGCCUGGCUUUAUUUACCAUUUCCAGGCCCCAGGUGAACAUAAGGGUGGAUGAAGUUAUGUCCAUUGGUCCUUCCAUUGAGAAUUUGUUCCGGAUGCAAUGAUAAGAGAUUGUAGUUAGAUUUAAGUUUGGGCUUACAAGUUCUAGCCCAUCUCGUUACAGGUGAUUGGUUCUUCAGCAAUUAUGCUGCAGAUUGUGAUUGCUCUGGUGCAUACUUAUUUCUUCGUUGUAAGAUAUCAUAUUGAAGGGUGCUGUGGUCUGAACAAUAUAUAGAUGCAAAUGAGUUGAACUUAUGUAAGGUGUACUUUGGUUAUUAAUGUGUUCUGACUCCGGUUUACUGGUGAAAUAGAUUGCUCGUGUUUCUGUUUU
Messenger RNA from Panicum virgatum (switchgrass), 1437 nucleotides. RefSeq names its product F-box/LRR-repeat protein 12-like. Bases 11 to 1171 code for a protein of 386 amino acids. Lineage: Eukaryota; Viridiplantae; Streptophyta; Magnoliopsida; Poales; Poaceae. The transcript has a single exon. Gene Ontology annotation, cellular component: SCF ubiquitin ligase complex. Gene Ontology annotation, biological process: SCF-dependent proteasomal ubiquitin-dependent protein catabolic process. The record is from RefSeq and is a predicted model, not a curated record. Gene Ontology annotation, molecular function: protein binding.